AAGUGGAAUCGUCCCUUAUGGAUGACGUCACCAAACUGGGUCUCAACAACGAGCAAGUGGGCUGGUUUUCAAAAAGAAACAAAAGCUCAUUGCGUUGAACGGGAAUAUUUACGAGAGCGUUGAGGUAUAUUUCUGAGUUUUUGUUGAGGAGCUGCAGUAAUGUCUGUAAACUACGCCGCUGGACUGUCUACAUAUGCGGACAAAGGUGUAUGCGGGCUCCCCGAGUCUUUUGACAGUAAAGAAGAGUUAAAGGGGAAGGUGGAGGCUCUGGCCCAGCUGAUUAGGGAGUCCCAGUACCUGGUGGUCCACUCUGGGGCAGGCAUCAGCACCUCUUCAGGCAUACCUGACUUCAGGGGUCCCAAAGGAGUGUGGACCAUGGAGGAGAGGGGCGAGUCUCCCCACUUUGACACCACAUUCGAGGAAGCUCGGCCCAGCCUCACUCACAUGGCCCUGCUGGGGCUGCAGAGAGCCAGCUACCUCAAAUACCUCAUCAGCCAGAAUGUGGACGGCAUCCACGUCCGCUCCGGCUUCCCCAGAAAUCUGCUCUCUGAGUUGCAUGGGAACAUGUUCGUGGAGGAGUGUGGGAAGUGUGGCAAGCAGUAUGUGCGGGAAAAGGUGAUUGGUGUGAUGGGGCUGAAACCCACUGGAAAAUACUGUGAGGAGGUCCGGGGAAGAGGACUCAGGUCCUGCAGGGGGAAGCUCAUCAGUACCAUACUGGACUGGGAGGAAGCUCUGCCUGAAAAAGACCUCAACAGAGCCGAAGAAGCUAGCAGACGGGCCGACCUGGCGCUGACCCUGGGUACAUCUCUGCAAAUCAAGCCCAGCGGAGACCUGCCCCUCUUCACCAAACGCAAGGGGGGCAAGGUGGUCAUCGUCAACCUUCAGCCCACCAAACAUGACAAACACGCGCACCUGCGUAUCAACGGUUAUGUGGACGAGGUCAUGAGCCAGCUGAUGGAACUGCUGGGAUUGGACAUUCCAAAGUGGGACGGGCCUACCGUCUGCCAGAGCUCCACCCCUGACCAGAAACCGCUACCUGCCAUCGCUACAAAGAAGGAAGUAAAGAAGGGUGUGAAGAAAGAGGCUAAAAGGGAGGGUAGGAAAAGGCUAGGAGAACCAAAGAAGGAAGAGGAGGAUGAAGAGAAGAUUGCCGUAAAGAAAGAGAGGGCGGAACAAACAACAGAAGAGCAUGAGAAAGACCUGCAGGCCUGUACUGACUCUAGCCCUAUCCUAGGCCAAACACAGAACCAGGACCUGUCCAGAGACCAGAACAAGGGGGCCAGCUCCCCAACCCUCUCCCUCUGACAGUUCAGACAGCCCCCAAGAGCCCAACAGAGUAAAGAAUCAGCCAGUAGUGUCUUAGUAUUGUCACCCCAACUCAGUUCUUAUACACACUGACCUAGAACAAUGGUAACAUGCUGCCUGGGACCAAUGCAGAAAGGUCUGUGUAAGUGAGAAUGUACAGUACCAGUCCAACGUUUGGACACACCUACUCAUUGAAGGGUUUUUCUUUAUUUUUGCUAUUUUCUACAUUGUAGAAUAGUAGUGAACACAUCAAAACUAUGAAAUAACACACAUGGAAUCAUGUAGUAACCAAAAAAGUUAAACAAAUCAAAAUAUUUUAUAUUUUUGAUUCUUCAAAGUAGCCACCCUUUGCCUUGGCAAUUUUGCACACUCUUGGUAUUCUCUCAACCAGCUUCACCUGGAAUGCUUUUCCAAUAAUCUUGAAGUUGGGUGAUUGAGGAGGCCAGGCCAUUUAACGCAGCACUCCAUCACUCUCUUUCUUAGUCAAAUAGCCCUUACACAGCCUGGAGGUGUGUUGGGUCAUUGUCCUGUUGAAAAACAAUUGAAAGUCCCACUAAGUGCAAAAAUAUCAAAUUUUGACUCAUCAGACCAAAGGACAGAUUUCCACUUGUCUAAUGUCCAUUGCUUGUGUUUCUUAGCCCAAGCAAGUCUCUUCUUAUUGGUGUCCUUUAGUAUUGGUUUCUUUGCAGCAAUUCAACCAUGAAGGCCUGAUUCAUGCAGUCUCCUCUGAACAGUUGAUGUUGAGAUGUGUCUGUUACUUGAAUUCUGUGAAUCAUUUAUUUGUGCUUCAAUUUGUGAGGCUGGUAACUCUAAUGAACUUAUCCUCUGCAGCAGAGGUAACUUCCUCAUGAGAGCCAGUUUCAUCAUAUCGCUUGGUUUUUGCGACUGUAUUUGAAGAAACUUUCAAAGUUCUUAACAUUUUCCAGAUUGACUGAUCUUCAUGUCUAAAAGUAAUUGUGUACUGUCGUUUCUCUUUUCUUAUUUGAGCUGUUCUUGCAAUAAUAUGGACUUAGUCCUAUUUGGUAAAAUACUAUCUUCUGUAUUCUAGCCCAACACAACAGAUUGGCUCAAACGCAUUAAGAAGGAAAGAAAUUCGACAAAUUAACUUUUAAGAAGGAACACCUGUUAAUUGAAAUGCAUUCCAAGUGACUUCCUCAUGAGGCUGGUUGAGAGAAUGCCAAGGUUGUGCAAAGCUUUCAGUCAAAGAUGGCUACCUUGAAGAAUCGAAAAUAUGUCUAACAAUUUUGCUUACUGCAUGAUUCCAUGUGUUAUUUCAUAGUUUUGAUGUCUUCACUAUUGUACAAGCGUUUGACUGUUAUUGUAUACCUCUGAGGAGUGUGGUUCUCUAGUGAACAUUUCUCAGCAAUACAGAUAUAGAGAAGGGAAAGAAGAGCCUUGCAUAUAAUAGUAAUCUGACCAUGAAAGAGAUGUACACUAGAAGAGCCAGAGCAAGGCCACCCAACACCACACAAUCACCCAUACUUAAAAUGUAUGCAUGCAUGACUGUAAGUCGCGUUGGAUCAAAGCGUCUGCUAAAUGGCAUAUAAUAUAUAUUACAUUUCAAACACAGCUAAGUGAGGCAUGGGUCAAGCACACGCUUAGAACUCUGUAGUAGAGUACUACAACAUAGUAGUGUCUUGCAGAGGGGGCUAACGGGUGGAAAUUGAAGGCAGGUGUUGUGAAAUGUUAAAAGGUAACAUCGAUUUUGCCAUAGAGCUAGCAUACAUGAUCAAAUCUGUGUUUUGUUAGACACUUUACUGUUUAUUCUCAGUAAAGACACUUCGUUUAGUGAUGGGCAUUACACUGGGAUUUCUAAUGCAGUCUAAUUUUGUACAGACAUUCUAGAAUUGUUUCGCCUCGCAACUCAGUAACUCCUUCCUGUCAUGGAUAUAUUACUUUGACAGCUGUUUUUUGUUGUCAUUGCAUAUUCUGCUUCUUGUCACUGUCAAGCCAUCUGUCCUAAUUGACUUUCUCUUGAACUUUUAUUUAGAAAGAAUGAUGUAGUUUGUUGCAACAUUGUUUAUUUCUGUACAUUUUUUACAGAUGUUUUGUAAUAAACACUUGAUUGUCGCUG
This is a messenger RNA of Salvelinus fontinalis (brook trout), 3379 nucleotides long. It is a transcript of the gene sirt6, whose product is annotated as sirtuin 6. The transcript has 8 exons. Gene Ontology annotation, molecular function: NAD+ binding. The record is from RefSeq and is a predicted model, not a curated record. Bases 160 to 1305 code for a protein of 381 amino acids. NCBI's taxonomy places the organism in Eukaryota, Metazoa, Chordata, Actinopteri, Salmoniformes, Salmonidae.